GGUGCCGCUGCCGCGCCCCAUGGCGACCCAGGAACCCGACCUGACGCCGCGGCUCUCUCCACUGCGAGCCGGCGCGCCCCCGACUUCCGCUUCCGCCUGCCGCCUCGGGUGCGCGCACGCGCACGUUCGCUGGCCUGCCCGCGAGCCGCGGGGAGGCGGGCCUUUCCGCUCGCCCCAGACGCUGGGCGCAGAUUGGGCCGCGCCCACUGAGACGGUGGGUACCAACCUAACAGACAUCGUGGCUCAGAGAAGGAUCACCAUCCGAGAGCUGGGGGGGUGCAUGGGCCCCAUCUGGUCCAGUUACUAUGGAAACUGUCAUUCUCUCCUGUUCAUGGUGGAUGCCUCUAACCCCACCCAGCUCUCUGCAUCCUGUGUGCAGCUCCUGGGUCUCCUUUCGGCAGAACAACUUGCAGAAGCAUCGGUUCUGAUUCUCUUCAAUAAAAUUGACCUGCCCUGUUACAUGACCAUAGAAGAGAUAAAGUCGUUAAUCAGGCUCCCGGACCUCAUUGCUGGUGCCAAGCAGAACAUCACCACGGUAGAAAUCAGUGCCUGGAAAGGCACUGGCUUGUCAGAAGUGCUGCGCUGGCUCGAGGACACCCACAGAACGAAUGGUUGACUGCAGGGCAGAGAAGCAUGGCUGGCCCGCUCUGUGGCAAGAAGGCAGAAGCAGCACUGCUUGGCCUCUGGCCAUCUGCUGCUUUUAUAAGGGCAGGAUAAGCCCUAGAAGAUGGGGUUCUGUGCUGAGUUGCAGUGAUAGGUAAACUGAGGCACCCAGGUUAUAGAAUUCCUGACAUCUGCCCUCUGGCUCCAGCACUGGGAGAGGAGGACAGGCCUGCCAGGUGGCUUGUGUCCUACGCCAUCCUGAGAUGGUUCUAGGGGAUUUGUUCCCCUCCCCCCAGGAGAGCUGCUCUCUCAACUCUGACACAAGCUCCAACCUGUUGAGUUUCUGAUACCUUGACAAUAUAAGGAAGCUUGUGGGAAAACACCUAUUGCUUGGUGCAUUUGUUUCCUAGGGCCUCUGUAACAAAUCGCCACAAAUGGCUUGCAGCAGCAUAAACUUAACGUUCACGGUGCUGGAAGCCAGAAGUGUGGAGGCUCUGAGGGAGAAUCCGUUCCCUGCUUCUAGUGGCUGCUGGUGCCGCUUGGUGUUGUUGGCUUGUGUCUCGCAGAACUUGAAUCUCUGCCUCUGUCUUCACGUGGUGGUCUCUCCUUUUUUUAUAAGGAGGAUGUAGGGCCCACCCUAAAUCCAAGGUGAUUUCAUCUCAAGAUCCACAGUUACAUGUGCAAAGAUCCUUUUUCCAAAGGUCACCUUUGCACGUUCCGGGGGUUACAACUUGGACGUAUCUUUUGGGGCCACUAUUAAACCUACUGCAGUCUGGUAAGAAACCCUCUGCUUCUG
Molecule: messenger RNA, 1399 nt
Organism: Balaenoptera acutorostrata (minke whale)
Lineage: Eukaryota; Metazoa; Chordata; Mammalia; Artiodactyla; Balaenopteridae
Gene: ARL16
Product: ADP ribosylation factor like GTPase 16
Exons: 4
Coding region: 20-616 (198 amino acids)
Molecular function (GO): GTP binding; GTPase activity
Source: RefSeq, a predicted model, not a curated record